CUGACACUCCCCUAAACAAAACGUCAGAGGAAGUGCUAGGUGAAUGUCAUACAUGAUACAACUGUGCAUGAGCUUACAAUAAUGCCUGGAUAUUCAGAAGGUUUCGUCGAAAAAUUAAGGAAAAGAUGUUAUUGCUCGAUUUGUGGGUUGCCAAUGAAAAAUCCCGUCAAGAUAACAACAUGUGGUCACCGAUUCUGUGAGAGUUGUCUGCAAGAAUUUCUAAGCACAGGAGUUUUCCGAUGUCCAGAAGAUGACAAGGCCAUUGAUUAUGCACAGAUCUACCCAGAUGAGGAAUUAACAUCAGAAGUUAUGAACAGCCUGACCCGCUGUCGCUAUGUUAAGGAAGGUUGUCGCUGGGUAGAUAAAUUACAAAAUUUACAGGCUCAUCUGGACCAAUGUAGAUUUGAAGCAAUAUCCUGCCCUAACAAGUGUUCAGCAUUUUUAUCUCGACUAGAUUUAGACGAUCAUCUAGAUUAUACUUGCCCUAAAAGAUUUGUACAAUGUGAUCACUGCAAUCAACAAUUUCCAGGAGAACUUUUCGAAAAGCAACAUUCAGGGAACUGUCCUUAUGAGGUGACAUGGUGUGAAAACAAAUGUGGAGCUAAGUUAGAAAGACGAUUUAUCAUCAACCACUCUAAAAACGAAUGUCACAAACGUACAGUGCCAUGUAAAUACUGUAGCAGAGACUUUGUAGCCGAAACAUUACAGACUCAUCAGUAUCAGUGUCCCAGAUUCCCUGUUGCAUGUCCUAACAGAUGUGAUCCAACAAAAAUACCUAGAGAAGAUUUAGACGUACAUGUACUGGCAGUCUGUCCCUCUGCAACUAUUAGCUGUACUUUCAAAGAUGCAGGAUGCACACAUAAGUGUCCACGAUUCAGUUUGGAUAAACACACAGAGGAUAAUAUGAAACAGCAUCUCCAGCUUAUGUGUGGCCUUGUAAAAACUCAACAGACAGAAAUCACUCAACUGUGCAAUGCUUUAUAUACUCUUACUCAUAUAACGGACGGUACUUUUAUUUGGAAAAUCACAAACUACAAACAAAAGUUUCUUGAAUCUGUGUAUAAAAGUACUGAAAUUGUUAGUGAACCAUUCUACACAAAUCGCUAUGGAUACAAAAUGGCUGCCUCAGUGUUCCUAAAUGGAAAUGGAGCAGGCGAAGGAAAAUACCUCUCAGUUUAUAUUAAACUUUUACCAGGGGAAUUUGACAAUAUUUUAGACUGGCCCUUUAGUUUGCCGAUUUCAUUUUCAGUGCUAGAUCAAAAUGGAAACUCAGAUAAACGUGCUCAUAUAAAAGAAAGUUUUACUCCAGAUCCAACAUGGAAGCAUUUUCAAAAACCAAAGGAUAAUGCCAACCAUAAAGAAACAUUGGGAUUCGGCUAUCCUAAAUUUAUUUCGCAUGAAAUCCUCAAAACCAGAAAUUACAUCAGAGACGAUUGUAUUGUCGUCAAAGUUAGUGUGGACAAUGACAAAUUCCUUCAUCCAUAAUUGUUUUUGUUUAUCCAGAUUUGUUAUAUUGUUUAUUUAUUAUUGUACAUAGUCCAUAUUUUCUGAGGGAUGAAUGGAUGUUUCCAUUUAGAAUUGGUAUUUUGUUGAAUGUUUGAAUUGUUACUGUAAAGGUUGUCUGUUACCAAAUACAAAAUAGAAGUAAAUAGUGCAUUAUGGUUGAUUUCUGAUAUGAUAUUCAAAUAGCAUGAUAUUCUUUAUCAAAGUUUGCAAUUAGCUAUUUAAUUUUUAAAAAAUAGUUUGAAAAAAAAAUUCUACAAUUUUACUAGCUCAGGCCUAUAAAGGGACAUAAUUCAUGUAGGAUUUCCUAGAUUGACAAUAAUAUAAGGACAUUUAUUUCCCAUAUAACUUGAAAAUUUAAAAGAAGAAAUGGGAAAUUUAUUUAAACCACAAGCAAAAUAUUUUUAAGAAUUUGUCAGAUUGUGAACAUGACAAAUACAGAAAAAGAAGAAAACAAAUUUCGAAAAUAGCAUGGCUGUUGCCUGCAUUAUAUGUAACAAAAAUGAAAAUAUGGUAUAAAAUGGUUUUUUUUAAAGAAAUUAUUAUUUUUUUAACUUGAUAGUAGGAUUUAAGUUUUUCUUGUAAAGUUAAGCAAGUUCAGUGUUGAGAAUUAUGUCCCUUUAGUAAAUAUAUGUAUGAUGCAUGAUUUAAAUUUUAUUCUUACAAUGUAAGCAUAAUGUGUGAUGUUGAACAUCCAGUUGUAGAACAAUCAAUCUUAUAGAUGGCAUCUGAAGUAUUAUGUAUGUCCCUGCUCCUUUAUUUAUUACCUCAUCCAAUGCUGAAAAUUAAUGAAUUCCUUCUGAUAUUGAAUUAAAAUUUAUUUAUUAAAUGAAAUACCUCAACUUUUUGCCAAAGAUAGCUUUGUAAAAACAGCAACUUGGUUCUUGAUGGCUCACAUGUUUGUGCUCAAUCUCUUAUCAUUUGUUUUAUAUUAGUACUAAAAUUUACCAAGUCAAAUUAUGAUAUGAUAAGUUAAAAAUUUCUCAUAGGAGCUUACUGUAUAAGUAUGAGAGCCUGUAUCCCUAUUUUACAUGUAUACCGGUAAUCAAAUGUAAAUAUACUCAAAUUGUGUACAUUCAUUUAAUGAAAUGUCCAAUCACAGUUAUCUGUUGUACAUAUUUACUCAAGUGAAUAUUACUGUUAUCUAGUCAUUUUACACAUCAGUGCAUUAUUUUCCUACUUGAAACAAUACAAUAAAACAUAUGAAAUAUUA
Messenger RNA from Mytilus trossulus (common blue mussel), 2716 nucleotides. RefSeq names its product TNF receptor-associated factor 4-like. NCBI's taxonomy places the organism in Eukaryota, Metazoa, Mollusca, Bivalvia, Mytilida, Mytilidae. The record is from RefSeq and is a predicted model, not a curated record. The coding region runs from base 82 to 1485 and encodes 467 amino acids. The transcript is spliced from 7 exons. Gene Ontology annotation, molecular function: protein binding; zinc ion binding. Gene Ontology annotation, biological process: protein K63-linked ubiquitination; regulation of apoptotic process; tumor necrosis factor-mediated signaling pathway.